Messenger RNA from Acipenser ruthenus (sterlet), 2833 nucleotides. Its product is annotated as transmembrane protein 260-like. The transcript is spliced from 16 exons. The coding region runs from base 471 to 2579 and encodes 702 amino acids. Lineage: Eukaryota; Metazoa; Chordata; Actinopteri; Acipenseriformes; Acipenseridae. The record is from RefSeq and is a predicted model, not a curated record.
UUAUCUCAAACAGAGUGAUUAAUAUAAAGAACACCCUCUAUCCUUUAUUUACAUAUCGCAUUUUCUCGAGACGACAUAACAGUAAACAUUUUGACAUCCACUCCCUGAAACGUGAAUGGAAGAGUCAGUCCAGGAAGUGGAACUGAUAUAUUUUCUCGCCGUGUUUAUUUUAGCAGUUAUCCGCUGAACUUUAAUCAACGCUUUCAAUUUAAUUGUGCAUCGGUAUAACCGUGUUUCAGAUCUUAAACGCUAAUACCUUUAUCUUACUGCUCGGGGCGUGUAUCCCUACUGAGAGCUUCUAGCUGUGCCAGUAGUAACACUGAAAUGUGAAUAUUUCAUACUUUUAUUACAAAAUGCAAUGUAAUUAUAUUAAAGGUUGCGAGUUACACAGCGGUACUGUCCCAGCAUUACCUCUAUAGCUCUCACUCUGCAUAGCAUUAGCACUUGGUACUGCGCUCUUCGUUAUUUCCAUGCGCAGUAGCACAGCGGUUGCGGCUGGUGGCACGGUGUCGGCGCGGAGCUCGCGGGAUGCUUGGCUGCUCACCUGCGCUUCUUUCGCCUGCGUCACGGCGCUUUACCUGCCCGGGGUGCAGCGGUCCGUGGCGGGCGGAGACUCAGGAGAGCUGAUCACUGCUGCCUGCGAGCUUGGGGUUGCUCACCCCCCCGGGUACCCCCUCUUCACUCUCCUCGCUCGUCUGGCUCUGGAUCUGCUUCCCUUCGGACUGCCAGCCUACCGCGUCAACCUUCUGAACGGGCUGCUGGGGGCGAUAGCGAGCGCCUCGCUGUGCUUCACUGUCUGCAGGCUCUCAGGCAGUGCAGUAGCUGGUGUCUUUGCUGCUGGUAGUUUUGCAGUGUCUCGGCUGGCUUGGCACUGGUCGAUGGCUGCUGAGGUUUUCUCUCUGAACAACGUGUUCAUCGGGCUGCUCCUGUGCCUCAGCGCCUGCUUCCACACCGCGGGUUCAGCCCAGCAGAGAGACAAGUUUGGUUGCUGGGGAGCGCUGUGCUGUGGUCUCAGUCUGUGUAAUCAGCACACCGUGGUCCUGUACGUGCUCUGCAUCGCCCCCUGGGUGCUGGGAGGACUCAGGACUCACAAGGAACUCUCUUUGCCUAUCGUGGGGCGGCUGGGGACUUGUUUCCUGGUCGGUUUCCUGCCCUACCUUUACCUGCCGCUCUCCUCCUUCCUGAACCGAGCGCGCUGGAGCUGGGGGGACCAGAGCAGCCUGGGGGGGCUCCUGAAGCACCUGCUCCGGAUCGAGUACGGGACCUUCAGCCUGGCCAAGUCGGAGACUGGGACAGGGAUGGCUCAAAUGUUGAGAGCCCAGCUGACUCACUGCCUGUCGGACCUCUCCGCUCCAGUUCUGGUUCUGUCCGGGGCCGCCCUGCUUCUGAACCCCUUAAACAGGAGUCGUGGCUCCUCCGUGCUGGUCUGGCUGUUGGCUGCGAUGGUGACCCUGUACUCUCUGUUCUUCGCGUGGAGAGCGAACCUGGAUAUCAGCAAGCCCCUGUUCCUGAGAGUGGUGGAGCGGUUCUGGGUGCAGGGCGACGCGGUGCUGUGUGUGCUGGCUGGACUGGGUCUGUCCUCGCUGUGCUGUGAGCUGGACAGACGGCUGGGCAGAGGGGGGGUGUGGAGGGCAGUGGGCUGGAUCUUCACAGCAGGAUUCAUCGCCAGCCAGGCUCACCGUCACUCCAGGCUGUUGGAUCAGAGUGAGAACUUCGUUGUGGACAGGUUUGCUCGGAACAUUCUGAACUCCAUUCCCAAUGGAUCCAUCGUCCUGACGAGAGGGGACCUGCCAGGGAACUCUCUGCGCUACCUGCACUACUGUGAGUGGCUGAGAGGGGACCUGAGCCUAGUGGAGCAGGAGAUGAUGACCUAUGAUUGGUACGUUUCCAAGCUGGGCCGGCACCUCCCUGGAGUCCGGUUCCCGGGGAGGCUGUGGGACCUGGUGCUGUCAGACCAAACCUUCAACCUGCAGAGGUUCCUGUCGGAGAACGCAGGGAGGGAGGUCUUCGCUUGCAUCGGGCUGCCUGAGGGGGACCGGUCCUGGGAGAGGGGCUUCUCUCUGUGGCCCUGGGGGGUCUGUGAGAAGCUGGUCCCCUCUGGAACCCCCUUCUACCCUGCGGAGUGGGUCAGACUGACCCGGAAUAUGUACAACUGGACUGAGCCUUACAACAGCUUCCAGCCGGGAUCCUGGGAGGAGGUAGCCAAUGAAGAAAUGUGGCAGUCCAGGAUGAAGACUGCGUUCUUCCUGUUUGACCUGGCGGAGAAGCAGAGCGGCAGUGCGGAGGUACAGGUGCAGCUCUACCAGCUCUCUUACACUGUCUACCAGGAGCUGGUGGGCAGGGAGGGAGAGGUGGAGGGGGAGAGGCAUCCCGCGAACUGGCACAAGAACCUGGCUCUGGCGAGCGAGAGGCUGCUGCGUGCGGGCGGGGGGGGCGUGGACUCCGAGCGGCUCCUAUCCUCCAGCCAGCUCCACUUCAGCCUGUACCUGCAGAGGGAGCCAGGAGACCCCCAGGCUGAGGCCAUCCGCCAGGCCGUGCAUCAACUGGCCAGGGAGAGAGAGAGGCUUCAGCAGCAGUAGACUGGAGGACACAGAGACACAGAGACACCAAGGAGUUCAAUGUUCUUCUGCACUGCUGGGGUUACCCCUUCCUUUACAGUGAUCCUCUGUACACCUGUUACUUAGUUACUUAGUUAGUUUUUUUGUUGCCAUUGGCAGUUCUGUUCUGUUGCCAAAAAUGUUCCUCUCCAUUCAAGACUUCGAAGUUUAACCCGGAUCAGUUCUGCGUUUUUAUAAAUGAAUAAAUGAGAUGCUCACAGAGCCGUUGUCUUUUC